Messenger RNA from Acipenser ruthenus (sterlet), 2560 nucleotides. Its product is annotated as EGF-containing fibulin-like extracellular matrix protein 2. Bases 134 to 1474 code for a protein of 446 amino acids. Lineage: Eukaryota; Metazoa; Chordata; Actinopteri; Acipenseriformes; Acipenseridae. The transcript has 11 exons. Gene Ontology annotation, molecular function: calcium ion binding. The record is from RefSeq and is a predicted model, not a curated record.
UAGCAGACCCUCAUGAAACUACAUAAACCUUUGUCUGUUGCAAAAACACGCCUGCAAAUUACCAGAGAGAGAGAGAAACUCAAGAGUGAUCUACUGCGGCAGAAGAACAGGGGCAGGAAAAAGAAAGAAUCUUAUGAUGAAGCUGGUUUCGUGUGUUCUCUUCACCCUGGCUGUGCACGCAGCUAUUUCUCAAGAAGCCUCAGAAAGUGACACCUACACGGAAUGUACUGAUGGAUACCAGUGGGACUCUCAGACGCAGCACUGUAAAGAUAUCAACGAGUGUGAGACGAUCCCGGGAGCCUGUAAGGGGGAGAUGAAGUGCUUCAAUCACUACGGGGGCUACCUGUGCCUGCCUCGCUCCGCCUCGGUCAUCGCGAACAACGAGGUGAGCGGCGGGGCGGAGAUCGACUCCCCCAGCCCCCCCCAGACCCCCCCGCAGGGCCCCGAGGGAGAGCUCUACAACCCCUGUCCGCAGGGCUACGAACCCAGCCAGAGAGACACCUGCCUGGACAUCGAUGAGUGCGAGCGAGAUUUGCACGACUGCCAGCCGAGCCAGCAGUGCACGAACACCCCCGGAUCGUUCACCUGUACCUGCCCGGACGGCUACCGCAAGAUCGGCUCCGAGUGCAUCGAUAUUGACGAGUGUCGUUAUAGAUACUGUCAGCACAGCUGUGUGAACUCCCCCGGUUCCUUCGCCUGUCAGUGUGAACCCGGGUUCCAGUUAGCCGGCAACAACCGAUCCUGUGUCGACGUUAAUGAGUGUGACAUGGGCGCCCCCUGCCAGCAGCGCUGUUAUAACACCUAUGGGACCUUCAUCUGUCGCUGUGACCAGGGCUACGAGCUGGGGCAGGAUGGCUUUGCCUGCAAUGAUAUCGAUGAGUGCAGCUACUCGAGCUACCUGUGCCAGUAUCAGUGUCAGAACGUGCCAGGACGUUUCUCCUGCGUCUGCCCGGAAGGUUACCAGCUGCUGGGCACACGGCUGUGCCAAGAUAUCAAUGAGUGUGAGACAGGAACGCACCAAUGCACUGACUCUCAGACCUGCGUCAACAUCCACGGGGCGUACCAGUGUGUGGAGAACGACCGCUGCCAGGAGCCCUACGUCAAGGUCGCUGACAACCGCUGCGUGUGUCCCGUCACCAAGCCAGCCUGUCGGGAGCUUCCCUUCUCCAUCGUCCAUCGAUACAUGAGCAUCACCUCGGACCGGACCGUCCCGUCCGAUAUCUUCCAGAUUCAGGCCACCAGCGUGUAUCCCGGAGCCUACAACACCUUCCGAAUCCGGUCUGGAGAUGAGGAGGGGGAGUUCUACAUCCGGCAAAUUAACAACAUCAGCGCCAUGCUGGUUCUGUCCCGGCCCGUGACUGGACCCAAAGAGUAUGUUCUGGACCUGGAGAUGGUGUCGGUCAAUCCCUUGAUGAGCUACCAGACCAGCUCUGCCCUGCGGCUCUCAGUUUACGUGGGACAGCACUCUUUCUAAACUCCCCUCUCUGCGCCAAGGAACUAGGGAGGGGCGGGAGGGGGCAAACUUCAUAGAGCAAAUCCGCAUCUACACAGAGAGAGAGGGGGGGUCCGGACAAUAAAUUAGGAACACCUGCCAUAGCACUGUCAGCCGGUGGGGUGUAGGUGGCGAGGCUGCGAAGUGGUUAUAAUUGUUCCUGGUCAAACGUCCGGGCGUUUGGAAUACAAAACUGAUAUCGACAUCUUUCGAGUUCUGUAAUAAUAUAUGCAAGCUGUAUCUUCCAAGUGUCAAGAUCAAUAAAUAUAGGAAGCUAAGUCAAGCAGACAGAAGUAGGGUAGUGUCGUCUUCCGCGUAAGCAGACACCUGUCUUUAUUUCAGUAAGCGCCAUCUAAUGGACAGUUAGUGUAUUGCAAGCAAUAAAAAAGGAAAGUUGGUUCCGAAUUGUACAUUGAAGUUGACUUAGUUUCUUGUAGUUUUAGAAAUGCUCAGAGAAAACGUAAUAAGUUUUAAUGACAAGUGUGUCGACUAGAAGUCUUUCUCAGCGUCUUAAAUUGCGUUAAAAGCGAGUUUUGAAAAUCAAAAGCCACACCAAUCAAAAACAGAUUUUUUUUUUUUUGCGUUUUUUAGUAUUAACUUAUUACAGACCAUCUUUAGUUUAAAAAAAAUAAAUUAAAGAAAGAAAAAGAGAAAAAAAAAGCUGGCUGUAUUUAUUUUAACAAUUUAAAAAAAAAAAAUUUAGACUAACUUUUAAUAUUUAGCCUACUGCGUGUUAUACAGAAAAAAAAGUGAAAAAAUGCUAACGAGAUUAUUGGCCUUUGAAAAGCGAUCUCGUCGCUAUUGUGACCCUCCAAACAUCCUGAGAUUUUGUUUUUAUUUACGGUUCAGAAAUACGGACCAUUUGCUGAAUAUAAGCAGAGGCUGAUUUGGUUAAUCAAUAUACUUCUGGUUUUGCCUUCUGUGAGAAAUCGAGUAAAUGUGUGUGUAUGUGUAAUAAUGUUGUCAUUAAUUUACCAAGUUUGUAUGGCCUCAGUAAUGAUGAUUUGUUUGUUUAAAAAAAUAAGACAAAAAACGACAAAUAAAAUUGAAAAAAAAAAAUGAUAUUUU